Messenger RNA from Sebastes umbrosus (honeycomb rockfish), 838 nucleotides. It is a transcript of the gene tmem18, whose product is annotated as transmembrane protein 18. The record is from RefSeq and is a predicted model, not a curated record. Gene Ontology annotation, cellular component: nuclear membrane. Lineage: Eukaryota; Metazoa; Chordata; Actinopteri; Perciformes; Sebastidae. Bases 97 to 555 code for a protein of 152 amino acids. The transcript has 5 exons.
AGAACACUAAACUUGACUCACUUCCGUCUUCCGUCUUCUCUUCUCUUGUUUACAUCCACAUGAGCCUAAAAGCUGAGUAGAGAAGAUUUUGUGAAGAUGACGGACCAGAAAGCAGAGAACAUCAGCUCCAUCCCCAUCGAUGAGUUCAGCAACUUAAGAAUCACAUCCAUAGGGACGUUUCUCAUGUCUGUGCAGUGGUCGGAGCCUUGGCUGAUCGGACUGCUGGUGUUUCAUGUUGUGUGUUUGUUUCUGACUGUGGUGACGUGCAGGUACUACAGAGCUCAGAUAUGUCACUUCCUGCUGAUGGUUGUCCUGGUGUACACAGCUGAAUAUUUAAAUGAGCUGGCAGCCAUGAACUGGCGGUCCUUUUCUAAGUUCCAGUACUUUGAUUCCAAGGGCAUGUUCAUAUCUUUGGUCUACUCUAUUCCACUUCUCCUGAAUACGGUCAUCAUUGUGAUGGUGUGGGUGUACAGGACCUUUUCCACUAUGACCGAGCUGAAGACACUCCAGAUCAAACGAAAGAUCCGCAGAGAGAAGAGAGAGAAGAGCGACUGAUCUCUCUCCUUUAUGUCCAAAAAUGGGCUUCACUGGGAGGAAUUAAGAAUCCGUGUCUCUGCCGUGCUAAUCCUGAAUUUUGGAGGAGGAGGGCAGAUUCCUGCUUGUGACCGUAAAAAGGAUUUGAUGUCGGUCAGGACUGGGUGUCCGUUUCUGGUAACGAGAUGCCGCUGAAUAUACUGUACACUAUGGGAUAUACAAGGACCAAAGGACAUUUACUGUUUUGUAUUUAAUGUUGUUUUAAAGUGUGUUGAAAGAAAAGAUAAAUUGUUUUAUGAAUGAC